Molecule: messenger RNA, 1395 nt
Organism: Moesziomyces antarcticus
Lineage: Eukaryota; Fungi; Basidiomycota; Ustilaginomycetes; Ustilaginales; Ustilaginaceae
Product: acyl-CoA dehydrogenase family protein
Exons: 3
Coding region: 1-1395 (464 amino acids)
Molecular function (GO): flavin adenine dinucleotide binding; acyl-CoA dehydrogenase activity
Source: RefSeq, a predicted model, not a curated record
AUGAUGCGAGUAGUCAGACCACAUGCGCUGCCGAGGGCGUCGAUGUUCCUGGCGCGGCCUUCAACAGCCGUCUCCAUCGCGAGGCCCACAGCCUCUUUGCGUCGUCCAACGUACGGUGACGAACGAGGCCAGCGAACGUUUGCAAGCUCGGCGACGUCGCGGGCGGCAGCAGAAUUCACAGGCAUGUCGGAGCAAGGUCUCACCGAGUCGCAGGUGGACGUGCGGCGUGCGAUCCAAGAUGUGUGCGCGCAGUUUGACGACGAUUACUGGAUGCACAAGGACCAGAGCGCCGAGUAUCCACACGAGCUGUACGAUGCACUCUCCGCUGGACGGUGGAUCGGCAUCUGCAUGCCCGAGUCGCUUGGCGGUGCAGGACUGGGUAUUUCGGAGGCGACGGUGAUGCUUCAGACCAUCGCCGAGUCGGGCGGUGCGAUCGCAGGUGCCCAAUCGAUCCACGCGAACAUCUAUCCGCUCAUGCCGAUCAUCGAGUUUGCGUCGGCCGAGCAGCAUGCCGACUGGCUUCCCAAGAUGAUCGACGGCCGCAUCCGAUCGUGCUUUGGCAUCACCGAACCCACCACCGGCUCUGAGACGCUCAAGCUCAAGACGAAGGCGGUGCGCAAGGGUGACAAGUACAUCAUCAACGGCAGCAAGAUCUGGACGUCGUCGGCGCAGGUCGCUUCGCACGUCGUACUGCUCGCGCGCACUUCGGACCCCUCGCCUGCUUCGCGCUCCUCGGGGCUGAGUCUGUUCUUUGCCCCGCUGCGCAAUGUUCCCAAUACGCCGCAGAACGCAGGCAAGGUGGAGCUGGCCAAGGGCGUGGAGAUGAGGAAGAUCGCCAAGAUGGGCGGGAAUACGGUGGAUGCCAACGAGGUGUGGUUUGACGACUUCGAGGUGCCCGCCGACUGUCUGAUUGGCGAAGAGGGCAAGGGGUUCAAGUACGUUCUGCACGGGAUGAAUGCCGAACGAUGCCUUCUGGCCGGUGAGGCGCUGGGCAACGGAUAUGCGGCGCUGAGGAAGGCGGUCAAGUACGCUGCAGACCGUGUGGUGUUUGGAAGGCCCAUUGGUGGGAUGCAGGCGGUGCAGCAACCACUCGCACGCAGCUGGGCAGAGCUCGAGGCGGCAAAGCACCUCACUUAUGCUGCUGCGAGCAUGUACGAUGACCGUGCGGCGGAUUCGGGCGCACAGGCGAAUGCCGCCAAGUACAUGGCCGCAGAGGCUGGAUUUCGGGCGUGCGAGACUGCAGUCAUGACGCUGGGUGGAAUGGGAUACGCAAGAGAGUACCACGUCGAACGAUACCUGCGCGAAAGCCUCGUCCCCAGGCUCGCACCAGUAAGCCGCGAGAUGAUCCUCAACUAUCUCGGCCAGCACGUUCUCGGACUGCCCAAGUCGUACUGA